AUGUUCGACAAGAAGAUCGGUGCAUACUACGCACCAACCGGUGGCCUCCCACCCCAAACCCAACUCCUAACCGACCGCGCCAUGUUCACCGAAGCCUACACAGUAAUCCCAAAAGGCACCUUCAGCGACAUAGUAACAAGCUUCCUCCCCUUCUGGGACAAGACCCGGCUAUGGGUAAUCGCCCGACCACUCUCCGGCUUCGCGGAAACAUUCUCGCAAUACAUCAUGGAAGUCCAACCCGGCGGCGGCAGUGACCGCGCCGAGCUAGACAACGCUGCGCAAGGCGUCCUCUUCGUCGUAGAAGGCGAAAUCACCAUCACACUCGCUGGCAAGGACCACACCCUCACCGAGGGAGGCUACGCAUACCUCCCGCCCAAGAGCGGCUGGACACUUCGCAAUAAUGGCGCGCAGACUGCGCGCUUCCAUUGGGUUCGGAAGGCAUAUGAGGCUGUUGAGGGUCUUGAAUACCCGACGCCACUUUUCUUGAAUGAGAAGGAAAUUGCGCCUACUGUUAUGCCGGAUACUAAUGGGGCAUGGGCUACGACGAGAUUUGUGGAUCCCUCUGAUUUGCGUCAUGAUAUGCAUGUUACUAUUGUUACUUUUGAGCCUGGUGGUGUUAUUCCUUUUGCUGAGACUCAUGUUAUGGAGCAUGGGCUUUAUGUUCUGGAGGGUAAGGCUGUGUACCGUCUUAACCAGGAUUGGGUGGAGGUUGAAGCUGGUGAUUUCAUGUGGUUGCGCGCUUUCUGUCCGCAGGCUUGUUAUGCUGGUGGUCCCGGGAAAUUCCGUUAUCUGCUUUAUAAGGAUGUGAACCGUCAUAUGAAGUUGUCGAGGCCGUGA
Messenger RNA from Penicillium canescens, 837 nucleotides. RefSeq lists its product as uncharacterized. Lineage: Eukaryota; Fungi; Ascomycota; Eurotiomycetes; Eurotiales; Aspergillaceae. Gene Ontology annotation, molecular function: ureidoglycine aminohydrolase activity. The transcript has a single exon. Bases 1 to 837 code for a protein of 278 amino acids. The record is from RefSeq and is a predicted model, not a curated record.